This is a messenger RNA of Sclerotinia sclerotiorum 1980 UF-70, 240 nucleotides long. RefSeq lists its product with no specific name. The transcript has 2 exons. The coding region runs from base 1 to 240 and encodes 79 amino acids. NCBI's taxonomy places the organism in Eukaryota, Fungi, Ascomycota, Leotiomycetes, Helotiales, Sclerotiniaceae. The record is from RefSeq and is a predicted model, not a curated record.
AUGGCACAGGAACAGAGUGAAGAGGAAGCUUUGAAUGGUGGAUUGAGGGGUGUCUUUGCUCAAAAGAUUAUUGAAGGAUAUCUGAGCUUGGAUAAGCAGUUUUCUGGGAGAACGAUAUGGCUAACAUUAAAUUGGAAUAAGUUGGAAUUAGAAAGAUGCGUUUUCCUGGCCACAAGUGACCGGCAAGAAAAGAAAGAACAGGUAUUGGGUUUCUUGAGACCAGAAAGAGCAUCAGAUUGA